Molecule: messenger RNA, 1625 nt
Organism: Salvia hispanica
Lineage: Eukaryota; Viridiplantae; Streptophyta; Magnoliopsida; Lamiales; Lamiaceae
Source: RefSeq, a predicted model, not a curated record
CUGCAAAAGCCCCCAUCCAUUUUUCUCAGCUCGAGAAAUUCAUAACAAAUCCUUCACACAAUCAACAGAAUCUUAUUAUAUGUAUAUAUAUUUAUGUGAAAUUAAAAUUCAUCGAAUUCGAAAUUCUCAUCGUACAAAUCACCGCGUGGAAUUUCUCAGCUCCGUGAUCCUCCGCCGCUAAUCCUCUGUUCAUUGAUCCAAUCGCAUUUCUGCGGGCGUCGCGAUAUUCGGCUGAGAUCGAUGAGCAGGUUUGAAUGAAUACGAGGACCGAACUGAUUUUUAUUGCGAGGAUUUCGUGGCGAGAUUUUCGCGAGAGUUAGAGCAUCGGAUGAGAAUGGAUGAUAAUCUGGAGCUGAAAUUCUGUUGGGGAGAUAUUUGAUUUGAUUUCAUUUGCAGACAGGUUGAAAUAUUCCUUCUUGCUUGAACUGCGAAGGUUUCUGGCGAAUUUAUUUGCAUGUAAAUGCAUAAGAAUAUGGAAACUAACACAUGCACUGUUAAUCACUUGGAUGCGGAUGCACAUCUUCCACCUCGGAAGCGACUUCUCGCUGGAUUGAAAAGACAGAACUCAGAUGCUAAUUCCCCCACACAAUCAACUCCUAGUCCUAGUAGCACUGGGAGCGAGCAUGAUGCCCGUCUCAAUAGCGCGUUGAGGUACCAGUUGAGUAAUCCGAGUCUCUCAAACGAGCAGAUUGUCGAAGACUCUAGAAUCGCUGCUAUGAAGGCUGCGAAGCUCGCAGAGGCUGCAAGAGCCAAUGCUGAAGAGAAGGCUGCAAAAGCAGCAAAGGCAGUGGCUGCUGCCAAAACUGCCUUAGAUCUUGUUGCCAUUCUUUCGGAAGAGACGGGUAACAAAGAAAAGUUACUAAAAAAGAACAAGAUGAAGAAGCACGUCACCGUUGAAGCAUUGUACAGCAAGAAGAAAAACAGCGCAAGAACAGACGAAGAAUUGGCUCGCAAUCUGCAUCGCGCCAUCAACAGCUCCCCAAGAAUCUUGAAGAGCCCGCCAGGUUCUGAUGCCAAGAGUCCCAAGCAUAAAAGACCGAGGGGAUGUACAGUUGGCGAAGGGGACAAAGGUAAUGGUGUAGUAGAAGUAGACAUGAUCAUGGUAGACUUGAACACUUCCAAGGAUGACAGCAAUGGGGACAGCUCUCGCCUCAGCAAACCCGAAAGGCUGAAGCUGGACGAUGGUGAAGUCUUGGAUAGCAUUAGUCGAAAGAGGGGAAGAAUCAAGCAGAAGAAACUGCCAUUGAGCAUAUGUAGCAUCAAGGACCAAACUAGUCCGAAAGAGGAGGGGAAACCUCAAGCCUUGUUUUCGAGUAACAGUUUGGUGCCGCCUCCGGUGGAGAGGGCGCCAUCGAUGUGGAAGUGCCAGUCAUUCAAAGCGCCGGCUUGUGUUAAACAGAACAAAGUUAUGCAGUCAUAGUGUUGAUAGGAAUUGUGGCCAAAGGUAGGUAUGUCUUUUUGGUAAAAAGCAUAAGGCCCUAUUAUUUUUUUUCCUUGUGAACUUUUUGUGUUUCUUCUCCCAUGUUUGUGAGUAGAGUGUCAUGAUUUUGAAUUUGAGAUGUAUAUUGGACUCGGUUGCUUGGAUAUGUUUGUUGCUGAUUUAAUACAAAACCUGUUGUAAUCAA